Molecule: messenger RNA, 4941 nt
Organism: Drosophila mojavensis
Lineage: Eukaryota; Metazoa; Arthropoda; Insecta; Diptera; Drosophilidae
Gene: FAM21
Product: WASH complex subunit 2
Exons: 4
Coding region: 1-4905 (1634 amino acids)
Source: RefSeq, a predicted model, not a curated record
AUGGAUAUAAGUGAAGAUGUGAACGCGAUUAUAUCGCAGGCUUCAGACUGGAAUUUUGCUGGUGACUGCGCUCUGUUGGAGCUAAUGAAACGCAUCUCCCAAAAUCUGCAUGAGCGGGGCGAGCGAACGACCAACAAUUUAAUCCAAUUUGAAACGAACGUGAGACGUACUGACAUUGCCCUGGACAAUGCAACAAACAGUCUGCGUUCGCUGCAAUUCGGACAGCAAUUCGUGGAGUAUCGCGUGGAGGAGGUGGAAGAUGAUGAUUUUGCGUUGCCUGAGGAGGAGGUGAAGAAGCCUGAGCCUCCGUUGAAGACCUCCAAGGAACUGUCUGAAGAGUUUUUGCAAAAUAAUUUGCAAAUGUUUAGAAAGAACUUUGAGGCAGUCACAAUAGAAGUGUCCGAUUCGGAUGAGGAGGAUGGCGCUGUAAAUGCCACCACUGUGUUCCGCGACAAGAACCCCUAUGAUGCUAUCCCAUUGCCUUUUAUUAUUGGCUCCAAGCAGUGGCAGGAGCACAAGUACGCGGGACUCUAUGAUAGUGCUGAAAAUAGCGAGGACGAGCAGCCAGAGCAGUUCUCUUCCAGCUCCUCGGAUGAGCAGGAAUUAGUGCAGCCACCAAAAGCUGCGCCGAAGCAACAAUGGGACCCAUCACAGCGAUCGCUGCAAUCAGAUUCCUCUUCACUCGCCUCGCUGCCGAAGGAGGCACCAGUUGUCAGGCAGCCAGUGCCAGCAGCUGCGCCUGUAGUCGAGGGAGCUGCUCGCCCUAUAGCUCAGCCUCGACCUAUUAUCAGCAUGCACAGAAAUCCACAUGAGAGCGAUUUAUUUGCAGCGCUGCGUGCCUCGCCUCCUAGCGAUGAUCCGCCCUCCACUUCAUCCUCGCUUAACUCCUCUUCAGCCACUUCUCAUGGAAUUGCUGCAGCUACGAAUCAAUCAAGAGCAAAUGUUUCGCUCAGCUCGAGUAGCAGCAACGUCAGCAGAGUCGUACAAGCAGGGGGCAAACAAAGUCCGCCCAAAUUAUUUGAUGAUGCAAUUCCAACAAUUCCAGCAGCCACGCCUACUGCUACGCCCAUUGCAGCUGCCAGCGAAGUUAAACCCGUUGCAGCUGGCAAUCAAAUUAAGCGAAAACCUGUUAAUCUGUUCAAUGACGAUGAGUUCAAUUCGUUUAUGUCGGAAAUAGUGGACAAGGUGCAAGCUAAGUCAGGCAGCAACUCGACCCAAACUGCGACUGUGGUCAAGCCAAAGGAAGUGCCUGUUCCGCAGGAAGUCAAAUCAAAGCCAAUUGAGACAGCCUCGCGUCGACCAAAUCUCUUUGAGGACAGCCCACCGUUAAGUCCCAAUUUACAACCCGCAACUGUUGUACAGCCCGUUAAGAAGGUGCCCACAUCGCUCUUCGACGACAAUUUGGAUGACGAUGUCGAUGACUUCUUGAGCUCCCUAGCGCCCAAGGCAAAGCCACAGCCGCAAGCGUUCAAGAAGUCUUUAUUCGAUGACGAUGAUGAUUUGGAUAUAGAUGAUAUAUUUGUGAAGAACAAACCUAUAGCGCCGCCAGCUAAUCUAACUGGAAAAACUGCGCUGUUCGAUGAUGUGGAAGAGGAUAACGAGAAAGACAUCUUUGGCAAACCACCAAGAGGCGUUGAGAAGCAGCCUGCGCCUGCGCCAACAGCUGCAGUGCGGACAGCCAAUAGGAAGCCUACAGAGGCAGCUUCAUUAGCAAGUAAAACCUUUUUGUUCGAUGAUGAUCUGGCGGACGAUCAAGUUUCUGGGGCUCCAAAAGCAGUUGAGAGGCAACCAACAAAGACUGAGAGAGGCCAGCCAGCACCUGUUAAGCCGAUUGCCAGGAAGCAGCCUACGAGCAAGGUGUCCUUGUUCGAUGACGAUGAGGAGGAUGAGCAGCUAGUGGAAGACAUUUUUGGCAAGGACUCCAAAGGAAGUGAGAACAAGCCAAAAUUGGUUGAGCCUGCACCUCCAGUCGCUGUGGAGCUGCCUAAACACGGUCUCUUUGAUGAUCAGGAGGAUGAUGAUCUCUUUGCCACGCCCAAGUCAAUAAAGCCCGUAUAUAUUGUAGCGGAAAGGGAAACUAAGCGACUUGCUGAGCAAGCUCCGACAGCAGAUGCAGCUGUCAAGCCUGCGGAGGAGCUGUCAAAGCAGUUGGAGCUGGAGCCACAACAAAUUGCAAAGCAAGCUGAAGAGAAGCAAACAGGCAAAGAUUCGACUGAUAAGGCGCAGCUGCCAAUGCUCAAAUCAGAUCUAUUCAACGAUGAUUUCAGCGACAGGGAAAUAAUAGGAGAUUCAAAAGAGAUUAGAGCAGUGGAAGAGCCACAGAACAAAGCUGCAGAUGAGCUACCUGCUGAGCAGGCAAAGUCGGAGGUGCAGAACAUGGAGAAUCAAGUGGAGCCACCUGCCAAGCCUGAGGUGCACUCUAAGGGUAAUGAAGUGAAGGAGGAAGAGCUUGAGGUGAGGCCUGCUGCCUCCAAAUUUGAACCAGAGUUGGCGCAGUUAUUGGGCAAUGAGAGGGAGACCGUUAUGGAGCGUGGAUUGGCUGAUUGGAAGCCUGAGGAAAGCGUCGUGGCUGAUAGAACAGAGGAGCAGCCAGAGGCAGUUGUUGAGGACCAGCAGGAUCCCAUCAUCAGUCUCGUUGCGGAGCUAGGCCAAGGCAAAGCCAAGCAGGAGGCGCGUGCAGCCGAAGAUGUGGCUGCUGCAAAGCAAAUAAUGCAAAACUACUCCAGUCUUUUCUCGGAUGAGCCGCCCGAUGAUAGCGAGUUCUUUCAGUCUCUGGGCACCAGCAGUCUGCCCAGUUUGGGCGGCUCCAAGAUGUUCGACAGCGAGCACGAACACGACUUCUAUGAGCCCGCUUUGCCCGAUCUGCCAGCAGCUGCUGAGGCCAGCAAGGAUUAUGGUGGCAUGCGUUUGUUUAGCGAUGUGCCACCAGAUGAUGAUGAUGAUGAUCAGGAAGCGGAGCAGGCAGCAGCAGCCGCUGCAGCGGGAAAAGCAUCAGCUCCUGUGCAGGAAGAAUCGUCGACACCGAAGCGGAUUCACACCAUCUUCUAUGAUGACUUUAGUGAAACUGCUCGCGCAGGCGCUGCCGCCUGCCUGGAUGAGAGGCCGCCUGCAAAUGUGGCUAAGCCCAGCUCUCCCGUCAAGAAACUGCAAAUGCCCAACAUAAAUAUCAAUGUGCAUGCGCUGCUGCCUAGCGCCAAGCUGCCCAAAAAGCAGGAUGAGCCAGCUCCAGCUCCAGUUAUUCGCCAAGCUCCACCUCCAGUCAUUAGCCAAGCUCCAAGUCCAGCCUUGAAAGAAACGCCCAAAUCAACCUCAAGCGAGGCGGAGAACAUUUUGCAAUGCGUUGGCAAGACGCGCGUGAGAGGUCCAGCUCAUCGUCGACCCUCGACUCGACGUGCUCGACAGGCCAACUAUGCUCAGAGCUUGCUGGAGUCCCAAUCGGCCGACAGUGUUGCCCCGGCAGCUGUGCCAUCAACUUCUGCCACAACAUCAAGUGCCAGUAUUGCCAGUAAAUCCAUUGGACAGCUGCCUAGCUUCGACAGCGAUGACAACGAGGAGCAGGCUGCGGAUGAUGCCCUGUUUAAGUCCCUUGCAACGGGCGCGCCAGCACAGACUGCUACGAAGAUAGCUCCCAAGGAACCACAGCGCGCGGCGAGUGCCAAGCCAACUCUGUUUGCGGACAGUGAUCCAGAGGAUGAUGAUGAUGCGCUCUUCGGCAAGGCACUCCAAAGAAAAGUAGCAGCUGUCGCUCCAGCAGCUGCUUCAAUUGCUGCCCCUAAAGCUACUCCAGCCGCAGCUCCUGCUGUCCAGAAAGCUGCCUCAAAUGCCUCGCCAGCAGCAGCUCCUGCUGUUACUCAAGGCACAGCUGCUUCAGCUGCUGCUGCAGAAACUGCUUCAGUUGCUGUCUUGAAAGGUGCACCAAAGACCGCCUCAGCAGGAGUUACUGCACUUACUUCUCCAACAGUUUCUACAGUGCCUUCUGUCACUCCAGCAACAGCUGCUUCAGUUCAUCAAGCAGUACCUGCUACAUCUGCUGCUCCUGCAUUUACUAACCCAAAGCCUACACCGAUUGCCUUGGUAUCCACGCUACCGCCAGAGGAUGACGUGAAGAAGCUCCCACCCAAAUCGGCUUUCUUUUUGGACAGCGAUGAGGAUGAGGAUGAUAGUAAUAGUUUUUUCUUUAGUCCAGCAUCAACCGCUCCCCCACGAAGAGCCGCUGCUGGGCCACCCAAAUCCUACGUAUCCUUCCUCGACAACAACGAUGACGAUGAGGAUGCGCUUUUUGCAGCAGCUCUAAGUGAAAAAGCUGCCAAGUCAGCACCAGCUCCAGUUCCUGCUCCUCCUGCUGCUCCAGAGAAGCUCAAAGCGCCAACUAAAACGUUCCUGGAUAGCGAUGAUGAGGAGGAGGAUGAUGCACUCUUUAAGCCAACCAAGGCAAUGGCUCAGCCAAAGUUAAAGGAUGAGCACAAGGACAGUAAAGCGACUCCCCUUGCAUUGGCUAAGGAGCAGAGCAAACCGAAGGCGCUGAAAACGCAACUCUUUGAUGACAGCGAUGAUGAUGAUGAUUUGUUCAGCAGCAAAGCUGCUAACCCUACCAAAUCUCAGCCAGCGGCAGCAAUAAGCCAAGCUACAUUGUUUGCCAGCAGCGAGAAGGGACCGAAGGAGGAGCUGCCCAAGGCCAAGGCAAAGCCAGUCGUCAAACAAAGUAAAAGUCUCUUCAGCGAUGACGAGGAUGACGAUGAUCUGUUUGGCAGUGGAGCAGCUGCUUCAGUUGCACCUGCCGGCGGUGCUAAGCGUGGUGCAAAGCCUGGAGCAUCCAAUGCAAUCAAAAAGCAGACAGCCACGCCCAUACAGGGCAGUUCCACAGAUAUAGCGGAUAAUCCGCUGGCUGAUCUAUUAGGACCUUAAGGAGCUUUAAAUAAAAAUAAAACAUGUUUGAUUCAA